GUCAACAACUUGUCAAUUCGCGACUCGCGUAAGUGUUACGGUGUUUGCUUGUUAAAGACUUACGAGUUUUCUAAAUUUUGUCGCAGAUGUUCAACAGAUUUUCUCCUCGUUUUAAUUUUUCGACUUGUUUCAAUGCCAUGUUCUGCGGUCAAGAUCGUAGGGGUAGGUUUUGUUCAUCAUAACGUUUGGUUACAAUGGCUGCGUCAGGUACCGAAAUUGAAGACUUCUUGAACGGACCUUUAGUUUCAUGGAUGAAGUCAUGCCUUACGAAUCCAGAAACAGUCAAAGACUAUGCCUCUCUUUUCAAUGGAGAUAUAUUACAUCAAGUUUAUCUCCAAAUAGAUCCAGAACCUUCUUUUCAUAUCACAAAGUUAGCUGGCUUGGAAGACCAAGCAUUGAUACUGGGUAGGGUAAAGAAUUUUGAUGCUAUUGUUAAGAAUGUCAAAAGCUUAUAUGAUGAAGAAUUGGGUAUGACAUUACUGGUUGUCCCUGAGUGCAUAUGCUUAGGUAAGGCACCAGAAUCAAGAGAUGGUUUAGAAAAUAUGAAGCUUCUUUUACUGCUAUUACUUGGUGCUGCUGUACAAUGUCCAAAUAAAGAAAUAUUCAUAACAAGAAUAAAGGAACUAGAUGUAGACUUGCAGCACAAUAUUGUGGAAUGUAUUAAACAGGUAACAGACAUGCAAACCGUAGUUUUAACGCCGGACGCAAUCGAUCUCUUCCAAUCACCGACAAUGUUCAAUCACAUGCGACGUUUGGCCAAGGAAAGGGACCAUUACCUUCAAAAUUGGGCGACAUUGGUACUUAAUGAGGGCCUCUGCGAGACUGAAAGCGAAAACAAAACCAGCAAGAAUCCAUCCACUCAGAACAUUAAUCAGAAUAACAGUGAAAGCCAACAUUUGGCCGUUGAGCUUGCAGAUUGGAAAGCACGUCUGCGAAAACAGAGACAAGAAUUGGAAGAAAAAUCGGAACAAUUAGCCGAAUGUCGCGAAGAGUUAGAACAUACAAAGUUAUUAUUGACUAAGCUACGUUCGGAUAGCCAGGAAUGGUUCAAUGAAGCAAGGAAAGCAGCGGGAUACAGGGAUGAAGUUGAUGCGUUAAGGGAAAAGGCCGAAAGAUGUGAGAGGUUAGAACAAGAGAUACAAAGGUACCGUGAUCGUCUCGCCGAUGCAGAGUACUACAAGACACGCGUGACUGAGCUACGUGAGGAUAACAAGGCACUAAUGGACUCCAGAGAUCUGCUAGAAGAACAACUACAGCGCGCCAGGAAGAGAGCCGAGCAGUGUCUGACAUUAGAAGCAGCUAUGAUCAAACUGAAACGAGAAGCUAACGAUAUUGCUUUGGAAAGAGAUGCUGAUCAACAAAGAAUUCAAGAACUGAUUGAAGAAAAUAAUCAUUUACAAUAUAUUGCAAGAUCUAUGCUCAGCGAAAGUAAUAACAGCAACUUGGACACGGACAAUGAAUGCGAAAGCACAAUAGAAUCUGGAGAAAAUAGUCUAUCCGAACAAUUAACUAGUAACGCACAAGCUAGAGCUUUAAAACUAGAAUUAGAAAACAAGAGACUCCUUUCAACUAUUGAUAAUUUAAGAGAACAGUCCAUACUUGAUGGCAGUGACAAAGUAUUAGAUUUAGAAAAGGAGAAGAAACGGUUAACGUUGAAAUGUGAACAACUUCAAGAAAAUUGUAACAGGCUCAUGCAACAGAACUCAGAACUGGAAGAGGUGUUCAAAAAUGCGUUGGAAGAAAACAGAAAAUUACAAGAUUCAUUAGACAACAAAAAAGCGUAUAUUGAUAGACAGUCUAUAGACAGAGAGUCAGAGAAAAAUAAAUUACAAGAUUUUGAAAAGCAUUUGGAGUCUUUAACAAAAGACAAACAGAGAAUUCAAAUGUUGUGUGACUCGAUACAGAAAAGAGCUGAUGAUUUAGAAAAAUCAUUAGAUGCUAGGACUAAAGAAUUAAAUAGUGUCAAACCUGAAGCCGAUAAAGCUAUGCGACUUUUAAUUCAAACGGAAGAACUGAAGACGAAAUUAACUUACAGUGAAAAGGAGGCACAUAACCUACAGAGAGAAGUUAAUAAACUGAAAGAAGCUGUAGAGGAAAAAGACGUAAUAAUUGAUAAAAUAAGUACAGAUAUAGAAUUGAAGAAUAAAGAAAUUGAAAGAAUAACUCGAGAACUCGACGCAAGUCAGUCGAUGGCAACUAGGCUUCAAGACUUAGAACAAAAAACACAGGAAUUAAAAUCGCACAAAAAAGUAGAUUCUGAAACGAUUCAAACUCUUCAAAGAGAUUUAAUUACAGAAAAAGUCAACUGUGACAAGUUCAUAAACUGUUUUGAAAAACUGGGAAUCAGUGCUUCAGAGAUAAUGUCAAAAGAGAUUAAUGUGGAGGAAUUACUAGAAAAAAUUAUCACCAAUGCAGAUAAUGGUGGAUUGAUACUUGAUAUUGCUUCUAAAGCUAACAUAACUAAUUUGGUUCCUCAUCACUGUAAUCAUGAAAAAAAUCAAGGUCCGGAUCCUCAAACCGAACAACUCUUGGCGACGCUUCAAGCUGGUUUAGAUCACUACCAAGCAGAAAAUGCGAAAUUAGAAGUUAAUGUUUCCACACUUAAUUCACAAAAUGGCUCAUUAAUAUCACAACAAAUGACUUUACAACUAGCAAACAGCCAGUUGGCGGCAGAAAAAGAAGAAAUAUUGAAACAACUUGAAGUUUUAAAAGACAAACAAGAUAAUCUCUUGAGAGAUCAAGUAGCGUUGCAAACACUUCACGAACAAUUAAAUACUGAAUAUGAAAUGUUGCUUAGUGAGAAAGAGCCGGUAAAGAUUGCCAUGAGAGACCUUAAACUUGAAAAUCGAGAGUUAAAGGAGAAAAUAGUGAAUUUUGAAAAGAAGGCAGCUGAAGUUGAAAUGGAAAGAGAAAACUUGAAAAAAGAAUCGAGAAACUUGACUAAUUUAAGAACGGAGCAUUCUAAACUAAAAGACGAUUUCAGAAACCUUUUUACUGUUAGUGGCAGAUUGAAAAACGAAUAUAAAAACAUGCAAGAUGAAUAUAGAAAAAUGCGAAGUGAAGUAACGCAACUGAAAUUAAAGAACACGGAGUUGUCCGGUGAAAUAAACACAAAAACUGAAAUAAUAACGAGCAUGGAAUUAGAAAUAAGCAAAACCAAUCAACAUUGUGAAAUGCUUAUACAAAUGAACAAGAGCUUGGAUGCCGACAGACGAUCUCUGAUGGACCACGUGUCACAACUUUUAACACAAUAUCAUGAGUUAUUGGCACAUUCGUUAAAAGACAAGCAGCAUUACCACGAAGAGGAGAAAAUGUUUGCUGACAAAGUUAACGCUCUGUGUCGCCAGAAAGAAAAAUUAGAAGAAAAAAUUAUGGAACAUUAUAAAAAGCUUGAUAAUUGUACACCCAAACGACGUGGUUUCGGAGCUUCCUUCGUUAAAAGAGUUAGAAAAGCCGGAACCGAUUUGAUUAAUAAAGUACCUUCAAGAAACAAUAAGAGAAUAGAAGAUGAAAAUCGGUCAAAAUCGCAACUGACGCUAGCCGGUUCCGAAUCCGGCGAAUCGGAUCCCGGCAGUCACGACUUCGAUAAAUCUUCUAAACUUUGUGAACAAGACCAAGGUUCUUCAAAUGUAAGCACCGAAUCGCCAAGACAUAGUUCCGAUUCAGGUUACAGAAGAUAUGAUGAAAUAUUUAAGAAACCAGAAAAUAUGGAAGGUUCAGUGUGCAGUCUAGAUCCGAGUAGGUUAACUGGGAACGAAGGAAACUUUACGAGGCGGCUUUCAACUGCGUCAAUGCACAGCGGCGGCGGUGACGACGCUUUGAUUAGAGCUUCCUUGAGGAGGAGGCCACAUAAGGCUGUGGCGCCCACACAUAGGAAUAGCUAUCAAGGCUUAGAAGGUGAUACUGGCUUGCCUGCAGCGUCCACACCUUCUCCAGUGUUUGGGACGGCCGGUUCGAGGCGGACCGUCUACUUGGCGGAUGAUAAUCCCGAUGUUACUCUUAACUCCAAACCUCAAAGCACUCCCAUCAAAGAGAACCCAACGUACUUGAUCUACAAUAGAAUAUCGACUGUAAUUGGGGAUGGUGCAUGUCAAACUGGUCAUGAUAGAUCGGUCAGUGACAACCAACAAACGGAUGUGCCAAGAACUAUUGCUGCUGAAGAUUUACAGGAACAAGAAGACCAAGAGAGGGCAUUAAAUCGUGAAAAGCCAGAAAACUCGAAGGAAUCAGCAAUUUGGUAUGAGUAUGGUUGUGUAUGAUAUUAGUAGACUGACAAUGCCUUUGUAGCCUUUAUCAUUAUUCCCCUACAUAAUAUAAUGAUCGAAUAUAUACGAAUAUUAUAAUGAUAAUAAUAUUUUGAUGACAAUA
This is a messenger RNA of Papilio machaon (common yellow swallowtail), 4368 nucleotides long. It is a transcript of the gene Girdin, whose product is annotated as protein Daple. The record is from RefSeq and is a predicted model, not a curated record. Gene Ontology annotation, molecular function: dynein light intermediate chain binding; microtubule binding. The coding region runs from base 195 to 4259 and encodes 1354 amino acids. Gene Ontology annotation, biological process: cytoskeleton-dependent intracellular transport; cytoplasmic microtubule organization. Lineage: Eukaryota; Metazoa; Arthropoda; Insecta; Lepidoptera; Papilionidae. Gene Ontology annotation, cellular component: cytoplasm; centrosome. The transcript is spliced from 7 exons.